UGCCCACACUUGAAGCAGCGGGUGGAGGCUCUGGGCCCUGUCCUCACACACAGGCCUCCACCUGCAGGGGGCUGGGUGGAGCUGCUCUAGCUGCUGCACAGGCUGGCUGGCGGCUAAGGGCUGUGCCGCACUUGGGCAGAAGAGCCGAGGCUGACAUGGAGCAGCAGAAGGGUCUAGCUGCCCUCAUCGUGACUGUUGUUCUUCUUCAAGGUAAGGACCCGCGAGGAGGGUCUGGCAGUGUUCUGAUAGAUGUGAAUGAUACGCGAGACGAUGGCUCAGUACUUCUGACUUGUAAACUGCCAGGCACAAAUAUUCUCUGGUUAAAAGAUGGGAAGGAACUGAAUUCCCUAAAUCCAGACAAAAAUACAUGGAAUCUGGGAAGUAGUACCAAGGAUCCUCGAGGGAUAUAUUCAUGUCAAGGAUCCCAGAAAGCCACAGCAACACUUCAAGUAUAUUUUAGAAUGUGUCAGAACUGCAUCGAGCUAAACGCAGGCACUCUUUCGGGCUUUCUCUUCGCUGAAAUCGUUAGCAUUUUCUUCCUGGCUGUUGGGGUCUACUUCAUUGCUGGACAAGAUGGAGUUCGCCAGUCAAGAGCUUCAGAUAAGCAGACUUUGUUGCCCAAUGACCAGCUCUACCAGCCCCUCAAGGAUCGGGAAGAUGACCAAUACAGCCACCUUCAAGCAAACAACAUGAGGAAGCACUAAGCUUGUGUCAAGUAGAUGGUUUCUUCAGCACCUCUCCUGAAAAAGCUUGUAGGCACCGCCUGCCCUCCAAGCUGCUGCCAAGUCCACCUGCCUUCCCCAAGCAGCUACAGGAAUCAUUGUGUGUGUGCGUGCAUGUGUGUGUAUGAAUAUGUGUGCCAGCCUUAGAGAUACUGAAUAGUAAUCUUAACCUGUAUUGGGGUUUCUGAGUAUCCACACUGUACUUUUUUAGGUUAACUGAUGCUUCAUGAUGAAGCAUUACAGGAGUCGAAGCAGCAUUUCUCCCUUCUGUCUAACCAUGUUGCCAGGUGUGACAACCAAAAAACUGUCCAGACUUGCCAAGUUCCCCUUAGGGAGUAAAGGCAUCUUCACUUAAUAACCACUGAUCUGGGCCCAGCACGAUAGUGUAGUGGCUAAAGUCCUCACUCUGAACGCGCCAGGAUCCCAUAUGGGC
Ochotona curzoniae (black-lipped pika) is the source of this 1155-nucleotide messenger RNA. It is a transcript of the gene CD3G, whose product is annotated as CD3g molecule. The record is from RefSeq and is a predicted model, not a curated record. Bases 156 to 704 code for a protein of 182 amino acids. Gene Ontology annotation, cellular component: external side of plasma membrane; membrane; alpha-beta T cell receptor complex. Gene Ontology annotation, biological process: positive thymic T cell selection; cell surface receptor signaling pathway. Gene Ontology annotation, molecular function: transmembrane signaling receptor activity. NCBI's taxonomy places the organism in Eukaryota, Metazoa, Chordata, Mammalia, Lagomorpha, Ochotonidae. The transcript is spliced from 5 exons.